CCAAAAAAAAAAAGGAAGCCUGGAAGAGAACACCACAGAAGGACCAAAACGAAACGUGCGUCUCUUUCCCUCUCGCUCUUUGUGUUUGUGGUGAUGUGAAAACAAAAGUGAAACUUUAAGGAGAAGAACCCAAAGUAUAUACAAAACUCGGAACCAUCAAGUGCAGUUGUUUGACACCAAGUUUAAAAGGAUUUUCUAUUUUUGCGCCUUCUCCAAAGUGCUUUGUGUGUGUGUGUGUUAGUGUGCCAGUAAGUGUGUGUUUGGCAAGUGCAACGAAAAAGUUAUCCACUUGAAGCGAAUGCAUAUAAUACUUAAAGAUUUCAAGACAUUUGAUUGAUUGUACAUUGCAAGAGUUUAUAUAUAUAUCAUUUUGGCCAUGCUUAGGGCCAGGCCGAAACGUAUGCGCCAUAAGCCCCUUUGGGCUUUAAUAUCCUUGACCGUAUUGCUAUUGGUUUUGCCGGAUAAGAGUAAUGCCAAUACAGAAACCGUUGAGACAACAACAACCACAGCGGAGCCAGAUGCUUCGCCUGGUUGUCGUGCACCGGAUGUACGCUUUACCAUCAGCAAACCGGAAAUGACCACCGAGCAGCCGUAUGCGAAAUUUGAGACCACUCAGGUAUAUCUGCCAGAGGAUUUCACCACAGCCGAUGUGGAAUUUGUCGAUUCGAUUGGUGUAGCCCGACAUCCCAGCGAGAAUCAUGCAGCAAUUGUGAAUCCCUAUUCCAUUGAUUUGGGCGAAGGAGAGGGCGGUAUGCAUUCCGCUAGCCUGGUGGCCGAUGACGAUGUGGCCGAUGAUGAGGCCGACGAUGACACAGAUGAUGGGGCCGAUGAUGAAGGUGGUCGACGCCACGUGGGGGAGGAUGGCUCCUACAAGCGUCUCAAUAGCAAUCGCAAACAGGGCAAGAAGCGACGUUCCGGUUCCGGUCGUCGUCGCCGCAUCGAAAAUGAGAAUGGACAAACUGGACGUGGUCGUGGCAGUCGUUAUAAGCGUCAUGCCAUAUUGCAUGAUGCGGAGGCUUCACCGGAUACAGAUCGUUGGUCUGGCAGUAAAUUGGCUGCCGAGGGAGAUGUCUACUAUGUCCAUAUAGCAGAUAUACUGAAGAGUCGAGAACCGAAUCGGGAGUUGCGUUCCAAGCUCCACAAAUUGAAGCUGAAGGCCAGGAUGGCCAAGUGCAUGGCCAAGGAGGGAGCCACCAUGGAAAUGUGCCAGAAGCUAAUAAAGACCAAGAAGCAGCCCAAGCCCAAGAAGGCAAAGGAAGAUGAGAUGAGGCAAGGGACGAAAGAUAAUGCUCAUCAUCAGACACAUCAUCGCCGCCGUGGUGACAGUCACGAUGCAGAGCUCGACCAGCGUGACAUCACUGCGCGUUGGCGUCGCAGCAGCAGCAGCAACAACAACAACAGCUCCAUCUCUAGCCAGGCCAAAGGGGAUCCCGGACAGCUGCUGCUGCAGGAGGAGGACGAGGAGGAGAAUCAUCAAUAUAAUAAUCAGUCGAGCAGUGCAGCAGUGGCCCUGCAACGUGUAAAGCGCAAGUCGGGCAAGACCACGGGUGCACUGAGCCGUCCGAAAGGCGGUGGCGAUUCCAGUUCAAAGACCACCAGCCGCAAGGAUAAGGGCAUCUAUGAGGAGGAUGGCUAUUCACCUGUGCACCCCGAUGACCCUGAAUUCGAUGAGGAUGAGGAGGAGGACGAGGAAGUGGAUAUAUUGCAACAAUUUACCGAAGUAUCAGAGAUACGUUUUCCUGGUGAAAUUGGACCCAUGGGGGAUAGACGUUUGUGUAAAAUACGCUGUGUCAAGGGCAAGUGGGUGGGUCCAUUGUGCGCCACCAAUGAAGAGGAUGACAAUGGAAAUGUGAAAUUUCAGCCUUUGUAUAAAAGUUGCCAUGUGAAUCGCAUACCAUCACAUCUGCUGCUCAGCUAUCGGAAUAUCUCAGUGAACGUUGGCUGGGAUCUGCCGCAUGGUCAUUCCCUUCAGGCACGAUGUGCGGAAUUGGGCAUCUAUAAGCUAUUGGGAGAAUCCAGGGUACUUUGCUCGAAUGGCUUGUGGGCUCCUCGGAUGCCCAGCUGUGUGCCCACCACAGUGUUGACCAACUAUUCGGAGGACAGUGCUCCCUCGAUAAGGAUUAAAGUGUUGAAUGGUUCGCAUUCGUUUGAACCGUCGGGAGUGAUGGCUGUGCCGCCGCAUACUACAGUAUUGCUCGAUUGCAUGUAUCCGAGGGUAAGAGGUACCCCCGAAUGGAGUUGGACCAGCUGGUAUAUGCAGUAUUCCACAGGCUGGUCACCUGCUUUGGAAGAAAAAGCCGUACGCUAUCGUUUGAGCAUCAAGAACAUCGAGAAUAAUGAUUCUGGGACAUUUACCUGCACUUCGCCGCGUGGUUUGACCAACAGUAUUGCUGUCGUGGUGGCCACUUCGAUUUGCCCGCAGCUACCAGAGCCGCUGUCGCCGCUAAAAUUACGCCUUGAGGGCAUUAAGCUUGGCCAGCGGGCCUAUUAUGAUUGCCCCGAAGGCUUUCGGUUGGAUGGCUCGUCGAAUGCCACCUGCCUGGCCUCCGGCAAUUGGUCAUCGCCAUCGCCAACAUGCCAUGCCAUCCAAUGUCCACGUUUGAUGCUGGACGAUCCACAUCUCAGUUUGAUUGAGUUAAAUACAUCGGCAUGGGGGCGAGCGGUGUUCAAAUGCCAAUGGGGCUUCAAAUUAACUGGACCGGCGCAGCUGGACUGUGAGCCGACGGGCGUCUGGAGUGGCCCCGUUCCACGUUGCAAGGUCAUUCAGUGUGUGAUGCCUGUGGCACCGCUUAAUGGACGUAUUGGUGGCACCAGCUUGAGCCAGCGACGUCUUACUGUUGGCGCUUUGGUCACCUUCAGUUGCAAUGACGGCCACACUCUGGUCGGUGAGUCGAGCAUCAUAUGCACGGAGAAUGGAUUUUGGUCGCAUUCGCCACCAUUUUGUAAGUAGACACAGCAAUGUUAAGCUGUACAAAAAACAGAAAAAAAAUAUACUAUAUAUUAACGCUGCAAAAAGUGGGCCCUAACUCUCAGACCUAAAUGUAUUAAUGACUCUUGUGUUGUAUUUCCGCCGAUAUAUCAACGUUAACGAACAAAAAUAAACCACACUCAAAAAAUCGCAAAUCAAAAAUAUCAACAAACUAUACGAAUCUGAAUCGAAUCGAAUCAUCACCAUCAUCCCAUGCAUGCCCAUGUGACCCAAAUGACCACCAUCUUCACAUCUUCAUAUCGAUCUCUCAGGCAAAUCACAGUGCCAGUAUCCAGGUGAUCCGCCCAAUGGUUUAAUUGCGCCACUGAAAUUCAAUU
This is a messenger RNA of Drosophila willistoni, 3306 nucleotides long. RefSeq names its product locomotion-related protein Hikaru genki (gene hig). Lineage: Eukaryota; Metazoa; Arthropoda; Insecta; Diptera; Drosophilidae. The record is from RefSeq and is a predicted model, not a curated record. Gene Ontology annotation, biological process: cell adhesion. The coding region runs from base 377 to 2950 and encodes 857 amino acids. Gene Ontology annotation, cellular component: membrane. The transcript is spliced from 7 exons.